GGAAGGGGCGGGCAGGGGCCGGUGGCGCAGCAGCCGCAUGGGUGGUGUGUGGGGCCGUGCGGCGCGGCUGGGCUUACCUGCAGCCCGGGCAGCAGCGGCCCCGGUGAAGGACCAGCGGCGGCUGGGCUGGCUGUCAGGCGCCAGGGCGGGCCCGCUGCUGCUGCUGGCGGCUGCGCUGCCCCCCGGUCCCGGUCGCCUCUCGGUCACCCUCGGCGCGGCACCUCACUUCCUCCGCGCUGGGGCGGGGCACGCGUCUUUAGGCCACCGCUACGAGACGGGAAGCAGCGCUGCCGCACACCUCCCCGGGGAGCAGUCAGCCGCCAUGCCCGCCGCUGGCCCCACCGACAGCCCCGCCGAGCCGCAGGCGCCAGCGGGUGCCGAGACCCUCCGCCGGGGCCGCCGGAGGAAGGUCAAGGAGGAGACACAGGAGAAAAAGCGGCAGGAGAAGGUGAAGCGGCGCGUUAAAGCUGACGGCGAGCAGGCCCAGCCGGAGGAGAGCGGGCUGGGCGAUGGUGACCUUGAGCCCCCCUUGCCUAAGAAGACAAAGAAAAUCGAGGAAAAAAGCAAUGGCUCCGAGCAAACGGUGAAACCUUCCUCUGAUGUAAGCAACGGCGUGACGUCCCUGGCAGUACAGAGCGUGGCCGGCAACACAGCCUCUGGAGAGGACGACAACGACACGGAGGAGCUGACAGAAGAAGCAAAGGAAGGCGACUUCUCCAAUUUUCCUCUCUCCCAGAACACCAUCAACCUUCUCAAAGCUCGAGGUGUAAAAUACCUGUUCCCUGUGCAAGUGAGGACUUUCCAGCCCAUAUAUGAUGGCAAAGAUGUAAUUGCUCAAGCUCGAACAGGAACUGGGAAAACCAUUUCUUUUGCUCUUCCGUUGAUUGAAAAACUUCAGAGUGUCUUGCUAGAUGGGAGAAGAGGACGCACACCAAAAGUACUGGUUCUUGUUCCAACCAGGGAACUGGCCACACAGGUAGCCAAAGACUUCAAGAAUCUCACUAAGAAACUGUCAGUGGCUUGUUUUUAUGGAGGAGCUCCUUAUAAAGAACAGAUUGAUCUCCUUAAAAGUGGCAUUGAUAUUCUAGUGGGAACACCUGGACGGAUCAAAGAUCACAUUCAGAAUAGCAAACUGGAACUUUCCAGCGUGAAGCAUGUUGUUUUAGAUGAAGUUGAUCACAUGUUAGACAUGGGCUUUGCUGAACAAGUGGAAGAAAUCUUAGGAUUUGCUUAUAAAAAAGGUUCUGAGAACAACCCCCAAACGCUGCUGUUUUCUGCAACUUGCCCACGAUGGGUAUAUGAUGUAGCAAAAAAAUACAUGAAAGAUGAUUGUGAACGGAUUGACCUGAUUGGAAAGAAAACUCAGAGAACUGCCACAACUGUGGAGCAUUUGGCUAUACAGUGUCGGUCAUCUCAGAGAGCAGGAGUUCUGGGAGAUAUCAUUCAAGUGUACAGUGGCAGCAGUGGGCGGACCAUUGUCUUCUGCGAGACCAAAAAGGAAGCAAAUGAACUGGCUAUGAAUGCUUCACUCAAACAGGAUGCCCAGUCAUUGCAUGGUGACAUUCCACAAAAACAGAGAGAAAUUACAUUAAAAGGCUUUAGAGAUGGUGUGUUUGAAGUUCUGAUUGCAACAAAUGUAGCUGCCCGUGGUUUGGAUAUUCCUGAAGUUGACCUUGUUAUACAGUGUUCACCACCAAAAGAUGUUGAUUCCUACAUCCAUCGUUCUGGACGUACAGGUCGAGCUGGCCGGACUGGGGUCUGCAUUUGUUUGUUUCAGAGAAGAGAAGAAGAUCUUCUAAAACAAGUUGAGCACAAAGCGGGGAUUACAUUUAAGCGUGUAGGUGUUCCCUCUGCUACAGAUGUAAUCGAAGCUUCAAGUAAUGAUGCCAAAAAGUUGUUGGAGGCCAUUCCUCCUUCUGCAGUAGACUACUUCAGAAAAUCUGCUCAAGAGCUCAUAGAUGAAAAAGGGGCAGUUGCUGCCCUGGCUGCAGCUCUGGCCCAUAUUUCUGGGGCAUCUUACAUACAGCAGCGCUCCUUACUCAACUCGACUGCGGGCUUCGUGACCAUGGUGUUAAAGUGUUCAAUAGAAAUGCAUACAAUGAGCUAUGCCUGGCGAGGACUAAAAGAACAGCUUGGUGAAGAAGUAGAUUCCAAAAUAUCCUCAAUGCGGUUCCUCAAGGGAAAGACGGGGGUGUGCUUUGAUGUCCCUGUUGGCGAGCUGAGUAACAUACAGGAGCAGUGGACGGACACCAGGCGUUGGCAGCUGUCAGUGGCAAAAGAACUGCCUGAGCUGGAAGAGUGCCCCCAGGAGGCAGGACGAGGGUUCUCCAAGUUAGGAAAUGGGAGGCAAGGCGGUGGCGGCUUCAAGAGAAACAGCUGGUUUAAGAAUGGAAACCGAUGGCACGAUUUUAACAAGUGACUUGAUUGGCCUCUGGUACAGAUGUGGACUGAGCUGACUUUUAUCAAAGAGUAAAAACCUGCUCGCCGUUC
Messenger RNA from Neopsephotus bourkii (Bourke's parrot), 2490 nucleotides. Its product is annotated as nucleolar RNA helicase 2-like. Bases 38 to 2419 code for a protein of 793 amino acids. Gene Ontology annotation, molecular function: RNA binding; ATP binding; helicase activity. The record is from RefSeq and is a predicted model, not a curated record. The transcript is spliced from 15 exons. NCBI's taxonomy places the organism in Eukaryota, Metazoa, Chordata, Aves, Psittaciformes, Psittacidae.